Molecule: messenger RNA, 537 nt
Organism: Trichomycterus rosablanca
Lineage: Eukaryota; Metazoa; Chordata; Actinopteri; Siluriformes; Trichomycteridae
Gene: smdt1b
Product: single-pass membrane protein with aspartate-rich tail 1b
Exons: 3
Coding region: 40-312 (90 amino acids)
Biological process (GO): calcium import into the mitochondrion; mitochondrial calcium ion homeostasis
Cellular component (GO): uniplex complex; mitochondrial inner membrane
Source: RefSeq, a predicted model, not a curated record
ACAGCUCCCUCCCUAACCUUAGACCGCGGUGACAGGAACAUGGCGCUCGGAACGGGAAGCUUAUUUCGGACUCUCCUCACCCGGACUGUCGGGUUAAACUCACGGAACGUGAACGCAGCGGCGCCGAGUCGAAACGCGGUGACUUCAACAUCGGGCGCCAUCCUGCCGAAACCUGAGAAAACUCCGUUCGGGUUGGUGUGGAUGACGGCGAUCGUGGUCCCGUUCCUCUACCUGGGGACGCUCAUCAGCAAGAACUUCGCCGCCGUCCUGGAGGAGCACGACAUCUUCGUCCCCGACGACGACGACGACUGAAAGCGAGCGGGUGAUUGGAGGACGACGCCAGAAGGAAGCGACGCGAUAACGUUCGAUUCCGUCGGAUCCUGUUUACACUCGGACAUUCCGCCCGGCGUCUCAAACCAAAGCUGAAUUUUAUCACCAGAUAAUUUAACGUUGAUUAUUCACAUACUUAAGAUCGUAAGGUUGUAUCAUAAGACGUGUGUGUGUGUUUGUUACGAUGCAAUAAAACCUUGAACCGUC